This is a messenger RNA of Drosophila gunungcola (fruit fly), 1187 nucleotides long. RefSeq names its product proline-rich protein HaeIII subfamily 1. The record is from RefSeq and is a predicted model, not a curated record. NCBI's taxonomy places the organism in Eukaryota, Metazoa, Arthropoda, Insecta, Diptera, Drosophilidae. The transcript has 12 exons. The coding region runs from base 28 to 1092 and encodes 354 amino acids.
AUUUUCCCGUAGCACAAACUACACGAAAUGUCCAAAUGGAGUCUUUUGGUAGUAGUUUUUUUUGUCUUAGUGCCACGUAAGAACUGUAUUGAAAAUGAUGAUUCUAUGCUGCUUAAUAAACUAAACGGAUCUAAUCCGGAACCUCUGAGACCCCGAUCGCCAAAUAAAAUUCCGUUUGAUCAUUUUGCCUAUAUACCCGAUAUAUUCCUCCCUUUUUUACCCCCGAAACCACCACCACGCCCGGGACCACGCCCGGGACCACGUCCACGCCCUGAACCCACACGCUCACCUACUGCUGCUCCAAUUGGAGGUCACAUAAAUCCUGUCUUAUAUCCCCAUCCAUACCCAUAUCUAUACCCAUAUCCAUAUCCGCUCCCAUAUCCAUGGUACCCACUAAAUGGAACAUAUCCAAACCCUCCACCAAAUGGAAAAUAUCCACCAAAUGGACCAUAUCCACCAAUUGGAGUUCCCCCACCACCAGGUGUAUAUCCACCAAAUGGACCAUAUCCACCAAUUGGAGUUCCCCCACCACCAGGCGGAUAUCCACCAAAUGGACCAUAUCCACCAAUUGGAGUUCCCCCACCACCAGGCGGAUAUCCACCAAAUGGACCAUAUCCACCAAUUGGAGUUCCCCCACCACCAGGUGUAUAUCCACCAAAUGGACCAUAUCCACCAAUUGGAGUUCCCCCACCACCAGGCGGAUAUCCACCAAAUGGACCAUAUCCACCAAUUGGAGUUCCCCCACCACCAGGCGGAUACCCACCAAAUGGACCACAACCACCAAUUGGAGUUCCCCCACCACCAGGCGGAUAUCCACCAACUGGAGUUCCCCCACCACCAGGCGGAUAUCCACCAAAUGGACCACAACCACCAAUUGGAGUUCCCCCACCACCAGGCGGAUAUCCACCAACUGGAGUUCCCCCACCACCAGGCGGAUAUCCACCAGGACCGGUACCGGUGGUUCCCACAAAACCACGUCCAAAGUUACCCGCUCCUCCAGGAAUACCCUCAAAACCCGGCCAAUAUCCAUCUGGACCGGAGAAUGUUAAUAUCAAUGAUAUAACAAUAAAAAGAAACCGACGUAAGGUCUAAACAUAGAACUUGAAAAAAAGAUAUAAAUAUUAAAUUAAAUUUGCUGUUUUUGCGCGAAAUGUAAAUGUUACUCUUUGUAAUAAAGAUGUAAAAUA